ACCCUUUUCUCUCUCUGUUUUCCUCUAUUUCCAUAACUCCUCCCUUUUCCCCCUCUCUUCCCCUGUUCCUGACUUCCUUCACUUCUUCCUCUUCCCUUUCCUCUUUCUUUUCAAAACCCAUAUCAAAAUGCUCUCUCUCCAAACACCCCCUUCUCUCCCAUGUGCCUCUUCUUUUGUUUGCUUUUUGAGGAAACUCCUCUCAAUAAAUUAAACCCCACUUCUCCCAUUGCUGUUUUCCCCACCUAAAUCCCCCCAUUCUUCUUUGCUCUCUCUCUAUCUCUACAGUAGCCUCUAAAAACAAAUACACUUUCAACUCGAGAAAUGACCAAAGAGGAAGAUUUUAAGCUACUAAAGUUUCAGACUUGUGAUCUCAGAGUGAACAUUCACUGUGAUGGGUGUAGGCAGAAAGUGAAGAAACUUCUUCAGAGGAUAGAAGGAGUUUUUCAGGUUGCCAUAGGUGCGGAGAAUCAGAAGGUUACUGUUUUAGGAAAUGUGGAUUCUACAACUUUGAUCAAUAAGUUGGUGAGAGCUGGAAAACAUGCUGAGCUUUGGUCACAGAAAGCAAACCCGAGCCAGAAACCGAAGAACAAAGACGAUAAGACUCCAAACAAGGAACCGAAGCAUCUCAAACUGACCUCAUUCAACUGUGCAGAUGAUGACAUUGUUGAUUGUGUUGAGGAAGGAGAAGACUAUGAAGCUGCACAGCUUCAGUUCAGAGCAGCUAAUCUUGAUCUCCUUAGACAGCGAGCUAUCGAAGCAAACAAUGCUGGGAAAGGCGGCAUUGGGAUCAGCCGAAUUCCUGGGCUUGCGUCGGGAAAUGGCAAGAUGAACAACAACAACAAUAACAACAUCAACAUCAAUGACAAACCUGGGAAUGGAAAGAAAAUAGACCCUAAUCAGCAAAUGGCAAUAAAAAACACCCCAUCUGAGAUUGACAGAAAAACUUUGGCAGCUUUGAAGAUGAACAAUGCUCAACUUUUUGGUAAUGGCCGAGAAAGUAUCAAUCUCGGGGAAGCGAAAAGAGGAAACAACAACGACCUGAAUUCAUUGAUGAGCAUAGCAGGAUUCAAUGGCGGCAACCUUUUAAAUUUCGCCACUCCGUCUCCCGUUGAUGUCAAUUCAACAAACACCUCUCAAGGAUUUCACCUUCAACAGAACAACGGCUAUGGCUAUGGCUACCAGCCAUCAUCAACCUCUGGAUUCUCCAUGGCAACUGGUCAAUAUCAUCAACAACAACCAACCUUCAUUAGUGGCUACAACCAGUACCAUCAGCAACAACCAUUGAUGAACCUGAACAACAUGCUAAAUAGACAAGCAAUGAACCAGCAGCCUCAAAUGAUGUACAAUAGAGCUCAAUUGGUUCCACCAAACACAGGAUAUUACUUCAAUUACAAUCCAAGCCCUGUUCAUCCAAGUUAUCCUUAUGUUGAGUCUGGUCAUCACCACCAUGGCCAUAAUAGUAACUCUGCAGCUGAUAUGUUCAGUGAUGAGAACACAAGCAGCAGUUGCUCAAUCAUGUAAGAAAGAAAAGGGACAAAGAUCAUUGUCAUGUUAAUGUUUUUUGGGUGGAUGUUUGUUUCUGUGUAUGUUUUGAUGGGGGGUUGUUUUUUUUUUUUGUGUUUAGGGGAUCUGUUUCUCUCUCUCUUUCUCUCUUGUCAGUGUAUUUUGUGGAUUGUUCUUCAAAGAUGAUGUUUGUGAAAUUUGAAGCUGUCUUAUAUGUU
Benincasa hispida (wax gourd) is the source of this 1721-nucleotide messenger RNA. Its product is annotated as Heavy metal transport/detoxification superfamily protein. Gene Ontology annotation, molecular function: metal ion binding. The record is from RefSeq and is a predicted model, not a curated record. Lineage: Eukaryota; Viridiplantae; Streptophyta; Magnoliopsida; Cucurbitales; Cucurbitaceae.